GCCUUGUGUUCAUGACCAACCUCACACACCAGAGCAAUGGCUCUCUUCCAUCCCCAGCACAGCUGGCCCUCGCCAUGGCCAUCGUCAAGCACAAGCCAGCAGACCUAUCCAUCAAAGACCAUAUCCUCCAGAUCCGCUCAUAUAUAAUGACCGCCAAUGACUCGAAUUACAACCCCGUCACCUCCCAACCGGACAAAUUCUUCGACAGCGUUUCCUUCUGGCAACAAGCCUACGAACGAUCCACAGCAGAACAGAGCAAACUACUCGACCGCAUUUUCGAACUAGAGCAGCGUAACACGGCUCUUCUCACCAAAACACAAAAGGGAGAUGUGGGAGAGGAAGAGCAGCUGCCCGGGUCUUCUAAGAGGAAAGCGAACCCUAAGAAUCCUGCUGGUGCGGCUACGGCACGGAAACGAGCGAAGACACAAAUGCCUGCGCAGGGUGGUGGUGGUUUCUCAGGUACGGAUGGAGGGCAGGGUAGUGUUCUUGAUCGGGUGAAGUAUAUGGAGGAGUUCACAGGGCCGUUCAUGAGACACUUCUAUACGCUCCAGACGACGCUACAGAAACGACCUAAUCGCUCGAAUGUUGUCCAAGCUGCCGUGAAUUUGUCAAAAGCAGCAACGGAUGCUUUAAUAAGUUCAAUCCAGGAAAAGAAGAUUCCCAUCGGCCGGUCGAAGACGACAACCCUACAGAAUAAGGAUCCUGAUGUUACUUCCGUGGUUAGCGGCGUUGAGAGUGCGCUCCCGAUGCUGUACCAAGCACUAGGAAAGGUUUCUGCUUCAGAGGAGAGCACUUCUGAUGCAGGCCAGGUCACGUAUCAUAUCGUUUGCCUGUACGAAGCCGCAAUGAAAAUGCUAGGACAGCACUGCAAAGCCAGAUCGGAGCAGGCAUUGGCUACCACGACAAACGGGAAACCAGCCAAGAAGCAAAGCGCAAAGUCAAAGCGGGCACAGCAAAAAGCAGAUGACGAGGUAGCUGGUCAGAUUACUCGCCUGCUAGGGGCGAUGAUACUAUCGCUGGAUCUAACCCGUGCAGAGCACCAAGACCUUCUGGAGGGAGCUCUAUUUAUUCUGCUGAACCGCGUUGGAAGACUCCUAUGCCUAUUUGUGUUCAAAGAAUUGCAAUUACGGCCUGAUCUCCGAGUCGAUUCUGCAAAACUCCCGCUUCCCCAAGGCCUGAAGGACGUUAGCUUGGGCGAACAGUCGGGUUUUGCAGCGAAUAUGGAAGCCAAGCAUCUAAUCUGGGUAUUGGAGAGGGCACUUGCUCACUUGGAAACCAGUUCAUCCUCUCCAUCGUCCCGGGACUUCACGUCCAAGAUCAAAGGAUGUCUUCAGAGUACACUGCUUCAGGCUAUAUACGGCACAGAUGAUGAGUGUUUUCAGGGAGCACUGCGUCGUUCUGUUGCCCCCGAUACACUGGAACUUGACAGGUUGCGCACUUGUGCUCAGGUUCCAGAGCAAACAGUUUCUGACUGGUUUACCCAGGAGGUCUGGAGGCUUAUAGGAUGGGAAAUUGUGGUGAAGACGGAACGAAAGGCCUAGACUGUUUGUCUCAUUCGUUGCUUAUAUUUGCAUUUCCGUUUAUGUGAUUGAAUCUGUUCACGAUCUGAUGAUCUACCUAUAUGUCCAGACACUAUACACUAAUGUUUGAACGAGCUAUGAGAAGCACAGGUUAACUGUAUACCUAGUUUAUAUUCAAAAUACGAGCUGCGUUCCCUCCCAAGACAGCGGCGAUAUCAUUAACGUCCGUAUCAAACGCAUCCUGAAUUGCUUCAUAGUUCGUUGCCACGCUCGGCCACACCUCUUUCUCUUUGCAAUCAAGUGGAGGGAAGAACGGAUGAUCGGUUCCUGUCAAGUCAGUCGUUGCCCAUUAAUAUUUUGGAGAAAGAUAUACCGAAUAACAAGCGAUCCUUUCCACCUGCCGCUACAGCC
Molecule: messenger RNA, 1931 nt
Organism: Aspergillus glaucus CBS 516.65
Lineage: Eukaryota; Fungi; Ascomycota; Eurotiomycetes; Eurotiales; Aspergillaceae
Exons: 3
Coding region: 12-1541 (509 amino acids)
Source: RefSeq, a predicted model, not a curated record